AUGAAAUUCUAUACGCGUCUGAGUGUAGCGGGAUUGCUGCUAUUGCUGGCACUUGGGGGCGUCAUUGUCGCUUCGGCCGCGUACUCGACAUCAUGGGGUCUUUUUGUCUUAUGUCCGUACGUGCUACUACCCAUGACAGCCGCUGUGUUCUCGAAUUUGGCAGGUGGUGAGGACCCGAGCGCCUGGACAAACUUUGGAUGCUUUUUCGAGGCGUUCCUGUGGACAAGCACGGUCGCUAUUCCUUCCAUUUUGUAUCGAGUUGACGCGCUCGACAUAUCUCAAGUCUGCUGGCUGAUGGCUUCGAGUGUGCUAGUGUUUGCAUCCUUCAUGAGUUUAGUAUUCACCAGUGGAGACUAA
Molecule: messenger RNA, 357 nt
Organism: Peronospora matthiolae
Lineage: Eukaryota; Oomycota; Peronosporomycetes; Peronosporales; Peronosporaceae
Source: the annotation of a GenBank genome assembly